UAUGAAAAAAGCAGUGGAUGAUUCUAAAUUUUACUCUAUAGUCGUGUUUCUAUUUGCCUUACUAGUCAGAUGGUUAACAUCACUCGGUCCCUUCUCGGGUAAAGGAAAAUCACCGAUGUACGGAGACUACGAAGCUCAAAGACAUUGGAUGGAAAUAACUUAUAAUUUACCGAUAAAAUCCUGGUAUUAUAAUACUACAGACAAUGAUUUAUUAUACUGGGGACUCGAUUAUCCUCCAUUAACAGCAUAUCAUAGCUUAAUCAUGGGUUUCAUAGCUAACAAAAUUAAUCCAGAAUUCGUUGCUCUGCAUAAGUCAAGGGGAAUAGAAAGUCCUACCCAUAAACUAUUUAUGAGAUAUACUGUGAUAAUUGGAGAUCUGCUCAUUUACAUUCCGGCUGUAUUUAUUUAUUUUUUAGGAAAUAAAUCCAUUCAAUCGAAAGGAAAGAUAUCCUGCUGCCUAUUGGCCCUUCUAUAUCCAGGCUUGACACUCAUUGAUCAUGGACACUUCCAGUUCCUACAAUUACUGAAAGUGUCUUUUGUCACUUUGAUUGCAUUCUUACUAUGUUGGUUACCUUUCCUAAGAGAUUUUCAAGAUGCUCUUCAAGUUUUGCAUAGACUAUUCCCAUUUGCAAGAGGUAUUUUUGAGGACAAGGUCGCAAAUUUUUGGUGCUCGUUAUCAAUUGUAAUAAAAUUUAGAUCCUUAAUGACUCAGGAUACUCAGAUACUUAUGUGCUUGGUAACUACUAUAAUAUUAUUACUACCCUCUGGUCUUCAUUUAUUGUUAAAACCAACGAUGAGAAAUUUUAAGCUAGCUCUUGUUAAUAGCUCCCUUAUCUUCUUCCUCUUUUCUUUUCAAGUUCAUGAAAAGUCUAUACUUAUAGCGGCCCUGUAA
Molecule: messenger RNA, 892 nt
Organism: Dimorphilus gyrociliatus
Lineage: Eukaryota; Metazoa; Annelida; Polychaeta; Dinophilidae
Source: the annotation of a GenBank genome assembly